AGAGCUCGUGCGGGCUCCGCUCUAGACUCUGCCUCGCGCUAACUAUGCGCGUAGUGUCGCGCUGAUCCGCUCGCUCGCGCCGCAUUCCGAGAGAGAAUCCGGAGGGGGAGAUACACCAGUGAGAGCGCGCGCUCUGUGAUAAGCCCUUCUUUUUCACUUCAUCACUUCGUCUGGUCCUCUCAGGCGCGUGCGGGGAUGCUCUUUGCGUGAGGGAUAUUUGCGUGCCUGUCGGUCGCUUCUUUCUUGAGGGGUCACUUUGGAGCAAGGAGGAGAGGGAAAAGGCACGAGGAGGAGAAAAAAAAACCCCUCGCAUCUAAGACAUUUUUGGAGCAUCUGUAGUAAACAAGAGCAGAGGAGGAGCGCGUGCGGUGCGCUCUAUGCGUUGUCUCUCUCUCUUUCAAAGAAAAAAAACAAACAAACAUAAGGACAACCUGCUGAAUUGCAUCACGGUGCUCGAGGAGAGAUACAGCGAUUGAAACUCGUAAACAUGAGCCGCGCGAUCUCAAUCUUCACCGCUUUGCUGCUGGCGCUGCUGCCUGAAGGACCCAGCAGUGUCCAAGCGGUGGAGUUCAGUUUUUUCCCUGACAAUAUUACAGUGCUGGAAGGGCAGAGCGUCAUUCUGAGGUGUAAGAUUGACGAGGAGGUGACCCACAAGGCCUGGCUGAACCGCUCCAACAUCCUGUUCACAGGGAACGAGAAGUGGUCUCUGGACCCACGGGUGUCAAUGGCCAACAACAACGACAGCGACUUCUCCAUCCAGAUCGAGCGGGUGGCCGUGGCCGACGAGGGUCCGUACACGUGCAGCUUUCAGGCGCGAACCAAGCCACGCACUUCCCACGUCUACCUCAUCGUCCAAGUGCCAGCGAGGAUAGUCAACAUCUCUCAGGAUAAAUCGGUCAACGAGGGCGAUGACGUGAACCUCUUUUGCCUGGCGAUUGGCCGGCCCGAGCCCACCAUCACCUGGAAGGACAUAAAAUCUGGACGCACAUACGAGGGAGAAUUUCUGGACAUCACAGAGAUCAAACGGCAUCAAGCCGAAGAGUUUGUGUGCAUCACGAACAAUGGUGUGGCGCCGCCGGAUACACACCGCGUCAAGGUCACAGUGAAUUAUCCACCCAUGAUCACAGAUGUAAAGAAUAUGCCAGCUCAAGUGGGGAAGACGGCCAUCUUGCGCUGUGAGGCCAUGGCUGUCCCCACUGCAUCUUUCGAGUGGUACAGGGACGACCGGAGACUGGUGGAGAGCGACAACACGCUGCGGAUUAAAAAUGAGAAGACACGUUCCCUGCUGCUCUUCACCAACGUCACCGAGAAACACUUUGGCAACUACACCUGCUUCGCCUCCAACCGCCUAGGGGCCUCCAAUGCCAGCAUGCUUCUCUUCAGGCCGGGGGCAGUCUAUGGCGGAAGCGUGUCGCUAAGCGCCUGCCUAUCGGGACUCGUCUUCUGGCUCAGCCUCUCCAUCUCCGUCCUGCUGAAGGUCUAACACGUUGCCGCCUCGGAAAAGGAGUCUUUAAAUGACGAACCCAUCACUGUGAAUAAAAAAAGAAUUAUGCAUUAACCCAGGAGCCAUCUCUUGCAUCUUAUAAUCACCACCCUCCCCUCUCCCCACUCAUGUCAUUCCCACCCGUCAUUGGCAACCACUGGCCACUGCCUUUCCCGCUUCUCCAGUGAAGGUCACCUUUUCAAUGUUCAUAGCUGUUGUGGUGAUGAUUAUAAAAAAAAAUAUGAAUGCUAAAAAUGUGAAGGUGCCGAGCGGAGCGUGUUUUUGUCUCAGUGUGCACGUGCUGGAUCAUGGUUGUAUAUUUGUGAAUGGUGUCACAUUAAUGGUGUUUAUGAGGAAUGUGAUAUGAUAUAUAUGAUGAUGAUGAUGGUCAGGUGACCCUGUAAACAAGCUGUGGCUGUUCACCAGCAGGCCACGCCUCAGUGGCCUUCGCUCUCUCGGAUCUGAGCAGCAGAAUUUUUCUGUGAAUGAUGUCAAAUCUCAUCUGCGCUAAGGGUCAACAUUAGCAUGGGGGGAGGGGAAAACUUAUUUGUCCCCCCUCUUUUUGCAUUUGCUGGAGGUCUUGACCCAGGGCAAAGCAUGUGACCCCAGUCCGGCCUUCCAGUCUUUCCUCGGUCUCAUCGCAUUACCACAUUACUACCUUCACCCUCAGUGUAAAUAUAUAUGCAGUAGAGGCCACCCCAUAAUUCCAUAUUCACCAUCCGAUUUACGGAGUACAUUUCCCAUCAGCCUCUCUGUUUCAGGCUUUUUUGGCUUGGAGGUUAUGUUUCUGGUGUCUCCCCUGCCCAACCCCCCCUGAAGCCGUUGAUCACUCUUCCUUGUCGCUUGUUGAUAGCAUGUACUGGUUAGAGCUGUUCCUGUUGUGCCGUCCAUCCAAGCCCGAGCCCUCUCUAUAGCCCCUGCACUGUGUACAUUUAAUCUGCAAGGUUAACUGCUAAUUGCUUUUUUUUUUUUUUGGUGUUAAUAA
Pangasianodon hypophthalmus (striped catfish) is the source of this 2468-nucleotide messenger RNA. RefSeq names its product IgLON family member 5 (gene iglon5). Gene Ontology annotation, cellular component: neuron projection. The transcript has 8 exons. Bases 488 to 1483 code for a protein of 331 amino acids. The record is from RefSeq and is a predicted model, not a curated record. NCBI's taxonomy places the organism in Eukaryota, Metazoa, Chordata, Actinopteri, Siluriformes, Pangasiidae.